This is a messenger RNA of Xenopus tropicalis (tropical clawed frog), 720 nucleotides long. RefSeq names its product acanthoscurrin-2-like. The transcript has 2 exons. Lineage: Eukaryota; Metazoa; Chordata; Amphibia; Anura; Pipidae. The record is from RefSeq and is a predicted model, not a curated record. Bases 1 to 720 code for a protein of 239 amino acids.
AUGAAGACCAGUCUCCAGAGCUGCCAUCAUCCUGUGCAAGAACCUGGUAAGAGAUAUGGUGGUAAGAUAUAUGGUGGGAAGGGAUAUGGUGGGAAGGGAUAUGGUGGUAAGAUAUAUGGUGGGAAGGGAUAUGGUGGUAAGAGAUAUGGUGGGAAGGGAUAUGGUGGUAAGAGAUAUGGUGGGAAGGGAUAUGGUGGUAAGAGAUAUGGUGGGAAGGGAUAUGGUGGUAAGAGAUAUGGUGGGAACGGAUAUGGUGGGAAGGGAUAUGGUGGUAAGAGAUAUGGUGGGAAGGGAUAUGGUGGUAAGAGAUAUGGUGGGAAGGGAUAUGGUGGGAAGGGAUAUGGUGGGAAGGGAUACGGUGGGAAGGGAUAUGGUGGUAAGAGAUAUGGUGGGAAGGGAUAUGGUGGGAAGAGAUAUGGUGGGAAGGGAUAUGGUGGGAAGGGAUAUGGUGGGAAGGGAUAUGGUGGGAAGAGAUAUGGUGGGAAAGGAUAUGGUGGGAAGGGAUAUGGUGGGAAGGGAUAUGGUGGGAAGAGAUAUGGUGGGAAGGGAUAUGGUGGGAAGGGAUAUGGUGGGAAGAGAUAUGGUGGGAAGGGAUAUGGUGGGAAGAGAUAUGGUGGGAAGGGAUAUGGUGGGAAGAGAUAUGGUGGGAAGGGAUAUGGUGGGAAGGGAUAUGGUGGCACCAACAUCACCACCUUAGGGCUUUCAUCAAUACACCAGUGA